AUGUUGAGCUUUGUGGAUGACAUCCUGUCUGGGGCCAAGUCUCCGUGUGUGAUGCUUGGGGAUAUCCCUUUCCUCUUGACCUCCUCCAUCAGUAUGAUCAUUCGCUGCCUGGAGCCAGACACCACUUACAUGUAAGUUGCUGUAACAUUAUCAAUGGAUGUUUAUCUAUUGUGUUCGAAAUUAAGAGUUUAUUUCCAAAACGUUAUAUAUCCAUUUUCAGAAAUGUUGGUAAAUUAGCUUUUAUUGUUUUACAGUUGAAACAACAACAAAGUAGGAACCCCGCCUCUGUUCUGAUAAAAAGCUGAGGGAUGGGCCUGGAGAAAUGUAACCACUCUCAGAUUAAUAGACAGAGCUAUGAAUGCAAGGACUGACCAUCCAUGAUAUCAAAUGUAUUGUUUUAACCAUGUUUUGAGGCUAUACAGUAUUUGUUUACAUUUACAGUGUUUACAAACAUUGGAGAAAAAUAAGCUUAUAUUGUGGGAUCUCAUGGGGUUUAUGAAAAGAUAAACAAGGUGCUUGACUCCAUCUUACAGUAUAUCAACUUAAAUUGGGUGCUGGAUCCUCCGUAUAUAAUCCAAAGAACAGAAAUAGGACAGCACUCCGGUAAAUAAACUUACAUUGAAAUAUUUCUAUUGAUGGGGUGUGACAGUUGAACUAAGCUCAUGAGGCAUUUAUAAGUUGUAUUCUUCAAGAAUCAAUGGGUAUAUAUCAUUAAUUUAUAAGUCCAAAACUAUAUGUAGCAACUACAGAUUGCCCCUUUAAAGAAUUUAUGAAAGAGAUUGGUGUGUUUUUUCACUAUCUAAUCAUGUCAUGGAAAUCUUAUCACUUGAUGGUUUAAUUCAAGAGAGAAAUAAUCAUGUUUUUUUGCAAAGCGCUAUAUAUCCACCUCACUCUUAGAGAAAUAAGUAGUACUGCUAGGUUUUACACAGUCAAAUGUAACAAAUAACUACAUACAAACAAAAACUGUACAAAUGAUACAUUUGUGACAUCAAUAGUAUUAUCUUUCUUUAAAUGAAUCAAUACAGUAAUAUGAGAUCUGUAUGUAAAUCAUUUACAUUUUACAGUUUAGUCAUUUAGCAGAUACUCUUAUCCAGAGCGAUUUACAGUUAGUGCAUUCAUCUUAAGAUAGCUAGGUGAGACAACCACAUAUCACAGUCAAUACAGUAUACGAACAUUCCAUUCCAGCUAAACAAUGGCUAUAUACACUAACAGUCAAAGGUUUGGACACACCUACUCAUUCAAGGGUUUUUCUUUAUUUGUACUAUUUUCUACAUUGUAGAAUAAAAGUGAAGACAUCAAAACUAUGAAAUAACACAUAUAUAAUCAUGUAGUAACCUAAAAUGUGUUAAACAAAUCAAAAUAUAUUGGAGAUUUAAGAUUCUUCAAAUAGCCACCCUUUGCCUUGAUGACAGCUUUGCACACUCUUGGCAUUCUCUCAACCAGCUUCACCUGGAAUGCUUUUCCAACAGUCUUGAAGGAGUUCACACAUAUGCUGAGCACUUAUUGGCUGUUUUUCCUUCACUCUGCGGUCCAACUCAUCCCAAACCAUCUCAAUUGGGUUGAGGUCUGGGGAUUGUGGAGGCCAGGUCAUCUGAUGCAGCACUCCAGUUUUGAUGUCUUCACUAUUAUUCUACAAUGUAGAAAAUAGUAAAAAUAAAGAAAAACCCUUGAAUGAAAAAAAACUAAUUUUAAUACCCACCUAAAUAUGUUAAUACAAAAUCUGAGAACAUAAAUAUUUUACACACACAUGAAGGUACCCAUAAGCUAUCAAUUCUGGUGAAAAAACACAAAUGCGAAAAAUUGGUGGAUAUAGCACUUCAAAUGGAAAAUACUCUAUCAUCAUUAUCACCACUCAGAUACAGUGAGGGAAAAAAGUAUUUGAUCCCCUACUGAUUUUGUACAUUUGCCCACUGGCAAAGAAAUUAUCAGUCUAUAAUUUUAAUGGUAGGUUUAUUUGAACAGUGAGAGACAGAAUAACAACAAAAAAAUCCAGACAAACGCAUGUCAAAAAUGUUAUAAAUUGAUUUGCAUUUUAAUGAGGGAAAUAAGUAUUUGACCCCCUCUCAAUCAGAAAGAUUUCUGGCUCCCAGGUGUCUUUUAUACAGGUAACGAGCUGAGAUUAGGAGCACUCUUAAAGGGAGUACUCCUAAUCUCAGCUUGUUACCUGUAUAAAAGACACCUGUCCACAGAAGCAAUCAAUCAAUCAGAUUCCAAACUCUCCACCAUGGCCAAGACCAAAGAGCUCUCCAAGGAUGUCAGGGACAAGAUUGUAGACCUACACAAGGCUGGAAUGGGCUACAAGACCAUCGCCAAGCAGCUUGGUGAGAAGGUGACAACCGUUGGUGCGAUUAUUCGCAAAUGGAAGAAACACAAAAGAACUGUCAAUCUCCCUCGGCCUGGGGCUCCAUGCAAGAUCUCACCUCGUGGAGUUGCAAUGAUCAUGAGAACGGUGAGGAAUCAGCCCAGAACUACACGGGAGGAUCUUGUCAAUGAUCUCAAGGCAGCUGGGACCAUAGUCACCAAAAAAACAAUUGGUAAUACACUACGACUGAAAUCCUGCAGCGCCCGCAAGGUCCCCCUGCUCAAGAAAGCACAUAUACAGGGCCGUCUGAAGUUUGCCAAUGAACAUCUGAAUGAUUCAGAGGAGAACUGGGUGAAAGUGUUGUGGUCAGAUGAGACCAAAAUCGAGCUCUUUGGCAUCAACUCAACUCGCCGUGUUUGGAGGAGGAGGAAUGCUGUCUAUGACCCCAAGAACACCAUCUCCACCGUCAAACAUAGAGGUGGAAACAUUAUGCUAUGGGGGUGUUUUUCUGCUAAGGGGACAGGACAACUUCACCGCAUCAAAGGGACGAUGGACGGGGCCAUGUACCAUCAAAUCUUGGGUGAGAACCUCCUUCCCUCAGCCAGGGCAUUGAAAAUGGGUGGUGGAUGGGUAUUCCAGCAUGACAAUGACCCAAAACACACGGCCAAGGCAACAAAGGAGUCGCUCAAGAAGAAGCACAUUAAGGUCCUGGAGUGGCCUAGCCAGUCUCCAGACCUUAAUCCCAUAGAAAAUCUGUGGAGGGAGCUGAAGGUUCGAGUUGCCAAACGUCAGGCUCGAAACCUUUAUGACUUGGAGAAGAUCUGCAAAGAGGAGUGGGACAAAAUCCCUCCUGAGAUGUGUGCAAACCUGGUGGCCAACUACAAGAAACGUCUGACCUCUGUGAUUGCCAACAAGGGUUUUGCCACCAAGUACUAAGUCAUGUUUUGCAGAGGGGUCAAAUACUUAUUUCCCUCAUUAAAAUGCUAAUCAAUUUAUAACAUUUUUGACAUGCGUUUAUCUGGAUUUUUUUGUUGCUAUUCUGUCUCUCACUGUUCAAAUAAACCUACCAUUAAAAUUAUAGACUGAUCAUGUCUUUGUCAGUGGGCAAACGUACAAAAUCAGCAGGGGAUCAAAUACUUUUUUCCCUCACUGUAAAUACGUAAAAUAUACUUAACUAACUUAACUAAGAUAUCUGAGAAAAAGACAACAACAAAAAAAGGAAAAGGGGAAAUUUAUUCAUUUGAGGAAUUGCACAAUAUGAAGAUUGGUUAAUGGAUAAUAUCAAACUAUCUAGCAAUUCUUCUGAGGGUAAAUGCAGAUCCUGGGAAAGCAUAUUUCCUUGAACUUUUACACCGUGUUACAACACUACUGUGCAUUGCACUGAGGGAAGCCCUGCCCUGGAUGUUCAGUGGAUGUGUACAUACGUGUCGGUGUUAUCCCAUGGAAACACAGUCUACAUGAACAACAUCCAGUUUGUGCAGGGUAGAGCGUGGAAUCACUCCCCAGUCAUGUGUAUGUACUUCUUUAAGGCAAGUGAAGGUUCAAAUUGGGGUGUUUUAAAUAUGCUUCAGACAGCUGGGGAAGUAGCUCAUGCUUUGGAACAGCUGGAAAGUACAUUAACGGAGCACUUCAUGCUAAUAGCAGAAACAAGAAUCACAAGCUCAAGAGAUUAGGUGUGCAGACAAACAUGACAGAGAAAGACCUUGUUCUUGACAAAAUGUGCACUAUUUGAGAUAUUAUUUCAAUAUACAUAUUUUUCUUUUUUUUAAAUCACAAAAUUCAACAUUUACCCUGCAUUUACAGUGCCUACGGAGAGUAUUCAGACCCCUUGACUUUUUCCACAUUUUGUUAGAUUACAGCCUUAUUCAAAAAUGUAUUAAAUCAAUACCCCAUAAUGACAAAGCAAAAACAGGUUUUUAGAAAUGUUUGCUAAUUUAUUAAAAAUAAAAAACUGAUAUAACAUUUAUAUAAGUAUUCAGACCCUUUACUCAGUACUUUGUUGACGCACCUUUGGCAGCAAUUACAGCCUCGAGUCUUCUUGGGUAUGACGCUACAAGCUUGGCACACCUGUAUUUGGGGAGUUUCUCACAUUCUUCUCUGCAGAUCCUCUCAAGCUCUGUCAAGUUGGAUGGGGAGUGUUGCUGCACAGCUAUUUUCAGGUCUCUCCAGAGAUGUUCGAUCGGGUUCAAGUCCGGACUCUGGCUGGGCCACUCAAGGAUAUUCAGAGACUUGUCCCGAAAUCUCUCCUGUGUUGUUCUGGUUGUGUUCUUAGGGUCAUUGUCCUGUUGGAAGGUGAACCUUCGCCCCAGUCUGAGGGUCCUGAGCACUCUGGAGCAGGUUUUCAUCAAGGAUCUCUCUGGACUUUGCUCCGUUCAUCUUUCCCCUCUGUCCUGACUAGUCUCCCAGUCCCUGCUGCUGAAAAACACCCCCACAGCAUGAUUCUGCCACCACCAUGCUUCACCGUAGGGAUGGUGCCAGGUUUCCUUCAGACGUGACGCUUGGCAUUCAGGCCAAAGAGUUCAAUCUCGUUUUCAUCAGACCAGAGAAUCUUGUUUCUCGUGGUCUGAGAGUCUUUAGGUGCCUUUUGGCAAACUCCAAGCGGGCUGUCAUGUGCCUUUUACUGUGGAGUGGCUUCUGUCUGGCCACUGAUUGGUGGAGUGCUGCAGAGAUGGUUGUCCUUCUGGAAGGUUCUCCCAUCUCCACAGAGGAACUCUAGAGCUCUGUCAGAGUGACCAUCCGGUUCUUGGUCACCUCCCUGACAAAGGCCCUUCUUCCCCGAUUGCUCAGUUUGGCUGGGCGGCCAGCUCUAGGAAGAGUCUGGGUCGUUCCAAACUUCUUCCAUUGUGUUCACUGUGUUCUUGGGGAUCUUCAGUGCUGCAGAAAUGUGUUGUUACCCUUCCCCGGAUCUGUGCCUCGGCACAAUCCUGUCUCGGAGCUCUACGGACAAUUACUUCGACCUCAUGGCUUUGUUUUUGUUCUGACAUGCACUGUCAACUGUGGGACCUUAUAUAGACAGGUGUGUGCCUUUCCAAAUCAUGUCCAAUCAAUUGCAUUUACCACAGGUAACUCCACAUGUGUCAAUCAAGUUGUAGAAACAUCUCAAGGAUGAGCUCAAUUUCGAGCCUCAUAGCAAAGGGUCUGAAUACUUAAAUAAGGUAUUUCUGUUUUUAGUUUUUAAUACAUUUGGAAAUGUUUCUAAAAACCUGUUUUUGCUUUGACAUUAUGGGGUAUUGUGUGUAGAUUUCUGAGGAUUAUUAUUUUUUACAUCCAUUUUAGAAUAAGGCUGUAACGUAACAAAAUGUGGAAAUAGUCAAGGUGUCGGAAUACUUUCCGAAGGCACUGUAUAUUAUAAUGACUUCUAAUGUUUAUAAAUAGCUCAAUAAUAAACCCUAUGACGAACUAUUUGAGAGGUCUUGUGCAUUUUCACCUGAAAAUAGGGGGGGAAAUUAUAUCGUUGAAGUCGAUAUUAGGAAGAAUCAAUUCACUUUCCGGGAAACAUGUGUUGUGACAUGACUUACAUUAUUGUGAUGACUAUUAUUUAUUGAAUAAUUACCUACUAUGUUUAAUUGUUACUAGAUUAAAUUAAUCAUGUAACAAUUAACUCAUUAGGAAUUAACGAGUUAACGUUUCCCGAAUUAACUCUAAAGAUAUCUAGAUAUCUCUUAUCAUUUAACAGUCAAUUAUUAAUCAUUUACCUCAUAUCAGUCUCAUUCUGAAAUUCGUAGGCAAUUUAAGUCUGCACAAACCCGGGUCUUACUGAUCAUUCCGUACCACACAAAUUCAUUAAAUUAUUUAUUUACUAACUAAUUUAAAAUGAUAACACAAGAUACAAACACGUACACAGUAUAGGUAGGGAUUAGAAACGUAUUACAAUGAGAAAAAUCACAUUCCUAUCUUCACGAAAACAUUGUCUUCCUCCUUGGUAUUUUCUACACAACGUAAAAGAUGUAAACCUGAUAUACACAGUGUAAAAGCUCUUCAAGUCACAAUGUUUUCGUUAUAACGCCUUUAUACCAUUUUUAAUGACAUCACAAAAUAUACAUUAAUUUUCCAUAUUCCAUUUCUCAUUAUUCUCAACGUUUGGAUGUUGAAAUAUAUUGUCCCAAUGUUCAUUGUUGGAUGUUGAAGUUUUUGGGCAGCAAAAAGUAUCUGAAACAAAGGCAUUCCUUUCACCAUACUAGAAUGCCAGAGAUAGAUUAUCCUCCUCUCUAAUUUAUGGCAGUAUUAACGUGUCAGGACCGGCACAGCCCCCUGUGGGUAAGAGGGUCUGGUUGUUGUCGGCCAUUUGCCAAACUGAUGUGAGGCCUUUGAUCCUCACCCAGGGAGAAUCCUGACACGUGUGGAGUUAAGUGAGGUCAUUGCCAGGUGUAAUGAAAGCAGUUUAUGGUUAUUCUGUUUCUGUGCUACUGGACAUUACAGUCUGUAUUGCUCCGGUGGUUGUAGUAACGCAAGAUGAUAUUGUGGUGAUGUAAACUCACCCCUGAGGAAGUCCCAUAUGAGGUCAAUGUUGUGCUGCCGUGGUGGCCAGUGUGUAAUAACCGCAUGGAACGCUUGACUGUGUGUUUAGGGUCAGUCGGUGUAAUGAAUUGGGCCAUGCUCUGAGAGUUAUAAGUUCCUCCGGCACCCCUCCACCUCCCCCCUCCCUCCUCUGGCACUCACACUCAGCUCCCUAACUCCACACAUGCAGCCACUUACCUCACACACGCUCCAUAAAUGGGGUAGACACACUGAAAAGAUUACACAAAGGAGGAAGGGAGAAAAAACCCUCAGAUUUAGCACGUUGUCUCUUAGAAUGGUUCUGAUGUAUAGGAAUAGGAAUAUCCCAACCUAAAACAUAUGCACUUUAUCUUUACAUCAUUUAGCUUCUGGUCAAUCUCCUUUGUUGGCAGGCUAUUCAGCACAGUUGUUACAACACGAAAAUUCAGUUAUUUUCAAAAUAUUUCCUUUUAUCAUUACAUCUCUGUAUGCCUGUGCUGUACAGUUAGUGAAACACUUGAUUACUUCUUCAGAAUAUCUGUUCAAGUGUAUCGCAAAAUCUUUCAGUUCAGCUUUGAGAAUUUAAAAUACCAGCUCUGUAGGUUCCAAAAAGGAAAGCUAAUUUUAAACAUUACUUUAGUUAUCUUAUUGUCUUUACACCAGACAAUGACCUCAGUGCCUUAUUGGUCAAGCUGUAUUGUAUUGUAUUCAUAACCAUGGAUACAUACAGUAAAUGUAUUUGGGUAGACACAAUACAGUAUUUCUCAGAUACCACUGCAGGUGGUAGUUGUUCAUGUUUUCCUUCCACUAGAUGGCGAUAUACUUCAAGUAAAUGUUAACAACCACGCACUUGAUUAGUAAAUGUAUCCUAUUGUCAGAUUUUUAUUAGCAGUUCUAUCACAUUACAACAGUCAAUCAGAAAAUGUAAUGAUUUUGUCACAAUAACAUUGAAUGCAUCUAAUAUCCACCACUUAAUUCAGGGUCAUUUUCAUUUGUCUUUUCAAAGCCUGAAACACUAGUUAGCAGUUGCACACAUUAUUGCAGUAGCAUGCACUCCCAUUGCAUUGAACUAACACUAGUCAUAUGUCUUGGUCUACAGGUUUAGGCUCUGGGCAGUGGACAAUACAGGCCGUCGCUCCAGCCCUAGUGAGGUCACCAUCAAGACCCCCUGCCCUGCUGUGGAUGACGUCAAAGCACAAGGUGGGCUUUCUCAUGCAUGGAUGGACAGUUUCUGUAUCUGUAUCUUGGUUUUUAGACUAAUAUUCUAACAGUAGUUACUCAUCUGAAAACUUGUAGAGACACACGUCUUGUCUCCACAUACAGUACUGAGAUCAGAUCUAUGUUGUUGCAGAAAUUUCAGACAAGAUCUACAACUUGUUCAAUGGUUACACAAGUGGCAAGGAGCAGCAGACAGCCUACAAUACGCUGAUGGAACUGGGCUCUCCCACCCUGCACCGUGUGCUCUAUCACUACAACCAGCGUUACGAGAGCUUCGGAGAGUUCACCUGGAGAUGCGAGGACGAACUGGGGCCCAGGUAUCUACACUCUCUCUCUCUCAGUCCAAGAAUAUCAUGGCAUAUUGGUUAGGAAAGCACAACUACCGCCCGCCAAACUGUCUAGUAGCAUCACAGUCCUUCCCUACCUGGGUGGUUAUUGAGACUCUUGACAUUUUAAGUCAUUUUGGAUGUUUUAAACACAGACUGGUCUAUAAUAGAUUCCAAAUACAGGCUUUGAUUGUAGACAUAGUUUGCGUAAAUUGGGUAAAGUGGAAAUUCAUUCAAACUGAUUAGAGCCAAUUCUACCUCUGACAUCCGUCUGUCAAUUUACCACAAGCAGGAAGACCCCCUAUCCCCUUACUGGUUACUCAGUGCAGAUAAGUAUUAUAAUGUGAAAUUGUAGCUAAAUGUUUUAUAAACAGACCCAUGUGUCCGAAAUAAAAUGUAUACGUACAGUUGCUGGUAGAUGCACGGUGAAGCAGGUGAAACUGAUUAAAACGUCUUUGACUACAAACUCCGAAUCAGGGCCUUAGUUUCAAAUUAAAGGUUGUUUUUAAUCGAGCCCAUAUUGGAAGGGUUGAUGUAAUUGGUUUGCUUCUGAAGUGUUCCAUUAAAAUACACUUACAUUAACAGCCCCCAAUUUUCAGAGGGAUGAUUCAUGUCAAGAAGCACCAAAGUAACUACAUUUGAGGUGAGGGUCGGGGGACUAUAAACAUGGGUUUAGAUUAACCUAGUAAUCAAUUGGACAUUAUCUCGCUAAACACCAUUAUAGUGUUACGGAGGGUGGCUGCACUGGCUGGGUCAUUCCACAAAAAGAGUGCCUUUUGUGUCCCUUUUAUAUUUUAAGUAGAAAUUGUGCACCAAUAUUGAAUUUUAAAAGCCUGUUAUAUUAAAUGUAGUGCCCUUUAAUAUAGACCACAUGGAAUAAAGACUUGCUAAAGUGCCACACUUCAUCAUUUUCACAUGUCUCUCUGUCAACCAUGUGUCACUUCUAGGAAGAUUUCAACCAGUGGAGGUUCCUCAGAGGAGGAAAGGGAGGACCAUUCUCCUCAGUGAAUUUCAUAAAAAUAAAAAUUGUGAAGCAUUAAAAAAGUUAUCCUUUUUAUAUAAAACAGUACUAAAUAUAUUAAUGUCACCAAAUAAUUCAUUAAAACACACUGUUUUGCAAUGAAGGUCUACAGUACCCUCAACAGUACUCUGUAGGGUAACACCAUGGUGUAGCCAGAGGACAGCUAGCUUCUGUCCUCCUCUGGGUACAAUGACUUCAAUACAAAACCUAGGAAGCUGAUGGUUCUCACCCCCUUCCAUAGAAUUACACAGUAAUUAUGACAACUUGCGGAGGAAAUCCUCCAACCUAUCAGAGCUCUUGCAGCAUAAACUGACAUGUUGUCCACCAAAGUAUCAGAGAAUGACUCUAGUACUGAAAGCAUAAACUACAGCUAGCUAGCACUGCAGUGCAUAUAAUGUGGUGAGUAGUUGUCUCAAACAAUAGUUGAACAGUUUUGAACAGAUUAAUUUCUUCCAAAAUUAAGGAGAAGCAAGAGAGCGAGAGAGAGAGCGAGAGAGCUAUAUUUCAUAGUAUAUAUUUUUUCACUUUCACUUACUGAGCUAACGUCAAAUGCAGCUAGCUAGUUUGGCCAACUCAAAAACCCGGUUCAAACAGAGAGGGAUGCUAUGUUAGCUAGCUGGUUAUGGCUAUCCAACACUGGAACUCUUCCAAGUCAAGGUAAGCUUUUGGUUUUAUUAAUUUAUUGCCACCAGAGCCCACCAGUGUAACUGCUAAACUGUUUGCUGCUGACUGUACACUGUACUGCAUGAUUGUAGCGGGUUUAAUAACGCGUUAGUUCUAGUAGCUAUGUUGACUAUUACGUGACAACGAUGUAGGCUGUGUGUAGCGGUUAGCGGUCAUGAUAUGAAGGUUUGGCUUGGAAAGGUUUUUUUGCCAGGUCACAGACAGGUGAUGUGUUGUGCGCUGAAGUCCACAAGUGAAGAGAAAAGGUGAGAGGAGGAGAGCGCGUAGAUAAAUACCUACCUUUUAAGUUGCUCCAUACUUUAAGACUAUUGUUAGCUUGUUAGCAUGUACGGCAGGAUUUUCCAUAUUGUUAUGGUGUGUUGUGAUUGUGUAAGCCUGCUGUCUCAGGAAAUGUCAUUGUGCUAUAGGUGUUACUGAAGAGAUGUAUUCGUAAUGUAAUCUUUAGAAUUAGAAUAAGAAUAACAUGAUUAGACACAGUUUGCAAUGGACCUUAUGUGUUGGGUGCGUUGCCCUUGUAGCUUUAUUGGAGAUCCCCCAUCACUUGUUUGCUUGUUCCAUACCCCCUGCCUCUCUAGCAGUUCUGAAAGGAAAAAUGUACAAUUUGAAUCAAAACAAUGAGAUUUUGGUUUCCACACACACCAAUACAAAGCAUACAACAUCGCCUGUAACAGGGCUUGUCUCCAGAAAUUACUUUCCUUGUUAUGAAAUCCUCCAAUUCACUGGGGUUACCCUGUCACAAACAAUGUGGACCAUUUAAAUGCAAUUUUCAUUAGCUAGUCAAAAUACAGAUAAUAGUCACCCGCUCGGCCCCUGACUAAAUGUAAACUUGUUUCAGCAGAGUAAACAAUGUGUUAAAAUAAACUGGUGAAGCAAUGGAUCUAUCUUUAUAAAGCAUGGGAAAUAUUCCACUCCCGGCUUUUGUACGUAUCAUAUCUCACUGACGAGUUAGGUUGGUCCCUGUCAGAGAACGUUCUUGUUUCUUUUUCCUGCAUAAUCGUGUGAUGUUCAAGCCAAACAAACUGACAAAGUCUGUCUCCCGAGCCCGACACUUCUCUCCAUGUCCCGAUCUUGUCAUCACUACAGGACUACCCAUCGCUAAAGGCAUGAGGCUGGUUGUUGACUUAGAAAUGUUAGAUGUUGGCUUGGUAGGAGAAAAUCUUUAUUGAGGCUGCUUGUUGACUUAGAAAUGUUAGAUGUUGGCUUGGUAGGAGAAGACCGUUAUUUUUAUGACACAUCCUAAUCAGGCAAUUGCCUGCGAUGUUAAGUAUUGUUAUGGUUAGAUUUCACUUGAUGACAUGAUAAGUGGAGCUCAUGUUGUUGUGAUUUUUCAUUUUUCUGUUUAAAAGGGCCUAAUUUCAUCAAGGCUGUUUAGAAGAUAUAGGGAUUUUCCUCAGACAUUACCACAAUUACUCUUCCAUUAGCUCAUGUUGUGGACUUUCUUACCAACAGAUAUACCCCAUUGUAAUGAGUACUCAGGGAGAAAAAAGGUGUAGAUUCACACGCAGAGCGCGGCUGGUGUUUAUUUAGCCUUCGCAGAAGGCAGGAAUCGUGGUCACAGGCAGGCAAACAGGCAGGAGAAUCAAAAACUAGGACUGAAGGCUAUAACUGGUUCUAACAAACGAGCUAGGAAAAUACUUAGUAGUCAAAACGAACAAUACCUCACAAGGCACAAACAGAAUGAACUGAACUAAAUAAGGAGCUGAUGAGUAACUAACACAGGUGAAAUCAAUGAACAAAAAUGAAAGACAGGGCUACGUUCAAGAACACAAAGAAACAGGGCUACGUUCAAGAACACAAGGAUGACUAAGAAAAAUAAAUACAGAACCUUACACCGAUAUCUGGUUGUUGGGAAUGGACGGCAAUGCAUGUGCUAGUACUGUACCAUGAAAGUCCAACAGUUUACUUUCAUGCAACACAUGAAAUUGCAUGCAUUCAUAAAAUACAUUUAAAUGGACAAUAAAGUUAUAAUAUCACAUCAUAUCGUGUAUCUGUGUAACACAGAGACAGAGUCGUCAUAGUGGUGGUUUCCUAGCAUCAUGGAGGCUCUCUUGAUCCAGUCCCUGGUCUUUGUGACUGUGGCUGUCUGAGGAAUGCAGCUGAUUGUUUCCUCUCCGAUCAGUGAAAAGCAGUGAAGUCAAGGAGAUUUGAAAGAGGGGCCCUGACAGAGUGAGAUAUCUCCAAAAUGUACCUUGGAAAUGUGAGGCCAUUUUCCACUUCUAGUCAUGCUGGGAUUUAUGGUGACAACCGUUGCUAUUUGGAGCCCAAAUAGUUAUUUAUUGGAACAUGUAAGCAUAACAAACCUCAAGGUUUUUGUUUUAAGCAAAUAAACAUCCAAAUUCCUUAAAACACUGAAAUGUGGCAAGGUAUUAGAAAAAAAAUACUGUAGCGACACGCUUGGACAGUUGUGUGGUUUCACGGGGUCCAGCAUGCCAGUCUCCCUACUGUCUGCCAAUCAAGGUAAUGCCUGGAAUGUGUCAGUGCCAGGCAUCCUUGUGGUUGGUGGAACAGCGGGGGGCUGGACACUACAUGUCUGGUAUAUUGCCAUGCUUGCAUUGUUAUCCCUCUUUUCAUGUCCCGACAGUGAGUUGAAUACCUGUUAUUGUUAUAUCAGAUUUAUUUGCCGUAGGCUACAGCCAGACAGUAGCCUGUGUGAGUUCUGGGUUAAUCAACCGUUCAUUUCGAGAACUAGGGAACUGUUGUUGACAUUCUCUCAUUUAUGAUCUAUCGAGGUCAUUACAAUACAUUUUUGAAGAAUUAUAGAAAUGACAGCAUCCCUACUACAGACACACUGAUUAUUUAGUAAAGACUCUAUGUCUGUGAAUUUUUACAUCGUUCAAAGUUAUAUUAUUUUCUCAAGAGUUCUCUGCAGAUGAUAAAUUGUGGGUAUUUAAGCUGUUGUUCUGCCCUAUUUGACUAGCAUCUGCAAAUGGGAUGUUGCUUAGUGUCUCUAUGUAAACAUAACAUAGGCUACAGACCAGAUGAGGCUGGUGGGAGGAACUAUAGGAGGACGGGUUCAAUGGUUGGAAUGGAAUCAAUGUUGUUUCCAUGUGUUUGAUGUGUUUGGUACCAUUCCAUUGAUUCUAUUCCAGCCAUUACAAUGAGCCUGUCCUCCUAUAGCUCCUCCCACCACCCUCCUCUGCAACAGACAUAGUAGUAUCCACUAUUCAAGAAAUAACUUAUGAACCUGCCCCUACUUUGAAAUACAAAAUCUAAAUAUGAGGAUGAAUAAUAAUACAGUCACCGCUUAGCUUUCCCCUAUUGAAUGCAAAUACAUGGAAUUCUGACACUCCAUUACAGUAUGUCCAUGAAACAGUGAUAUUGUCCUUUUUUUGGAAAGUCUCACCCUGUGACACUUAAAGCACACUAACAAGCUGUCCUCAUUCCACACUGUGUCUGGUCUAACAACAAAACAAUGAGUCAAUCAGAUGAGUCACAAUGAUUAGCAAGUUAAGAGGUACAGUAUGUCCGAAAACAUUGGAUUCUGUGGAUAUUCUUAGGAAUGCUUUGAAUGUAGGAGUUGGGAGGGAUGACAGUAUUAAGAGAGAAUAAUGUGCUUUUCAUUAAUAACAGAGUAUGAGUCUACCCCAAAACGUCUUGUGUGUCGACAAAAAUGUCUCACUAUUUACAUUGCAGUUUGGUGGUCCUGGUUUGGCCAGUGAGUGAGGUGAAGCCAUGUCUGAGGAUUGAGACACUCUUUCCAUCCUGUACAGUUACUGUUUCUGUCAGCCACUUAUCCUGGAGACAGCUUCAUAACUUUCAGUGGCUGCGUUUACACAGGCAGCCCAAUUCAAAUAUUUUUUACGAAAAAUUGGUAUUUUGACCAAUCACAUCAGAUCCUUUCACGUCAGAUAUUUUUCAGAGCUGAUCUGAUUUGUCAAAAGACCAAUUUGUGAAAGAAAUAUCAGAGUUGGACCACCUGUGUAAAUGCAGCCAAUGUCGUCACUGUUAUCUGAACAUGGGUAGACCCUGUACAGGUUAUGAAAUGGAUGAAUAAAAGUAAACUAUUGACCUUAGAAGUUAAUCAAUUAUUUAUUCCACCUCAUGCCCAGUCUCCUCCUGCAGGGAAGAUGUGUAUUGUGAUGUAGUGUAAAAAUAAUGGUGAUGACGCAACGUGUGAUUUAUGAGUGACCUGCUCUAUCCAACGUUUGAUUUGCAUCGUUUAAGGUGAGAACACGAAAUACUCAGAUUUGAACUCAACCCAGACAGAAUUCCAUAAUUUGUAUAUUAGGUAUUUCCAUCAAUCUUACUUUUUCUUCUUGUUCUUUUGAGAUAAUUCUACAAGAAAUUCGAGAUCCACAAUAGGCGAAAGAGCGCUACUGGCCGCCCCCAGGCGCAUUUGUUAUUGUUUUUGUUUUGAGUAUAUACAGUUCCUUGCAAAAGUAUUAAUCCCCCUUGGCGUUUUUCCUAUUUUGUUGCAUUACAACCUGUAAUUUAAAUUGAUUUUUAUUUGGAUUUCAUGUAAUGGACAGACACAAAAUAGUCCAGAUUGGUGAAGUGAAAUGAAAAAAAUUACUUGUUUCCAAAAAUUAUACAAAAUAAAUAAUGGAAAAGUGGUGCAUGCAUAUGUAUUCACCCCCUUUGCUAUGAAGACCCUAAAUAAGAUCUGGUGCAACCAAUUACCUUCAGAAGUCACAUAAUUAGUUAAAUAAAGUCCACCUGUGUGCAAUCUAAGUGUCACAUGAUCUCAGUAUAUAUACUGAAAGGCCCCAGAGUCUGCAACACCACUAAGCAAGGGGCACCACCAAGCAAGCGGCACCAUGAAGACCAAGGAGCUCUCCAAACAGGUCAGGGACAAAGUUGUGGAGAAGUACAGAUCAGGGUUGGGUUAUAUAAAAAUAUCAGAAACUUUGAACAUCCCACGGAGCACCAUUAAAUCCAUUAUUUAAAAAUGGAAAGAAUAUGUCACCACAACAAACCUGCCAAGAGAGGGCUGCCCACCACAACUCACGGACCAGGCAAGGAGGGCAUUAAUCAGAGAGGCAACAAAGAGACCAAAGAUAACCCUGAAGGAGCUGCAAAGCUCCACAGCGUAGAUUGGAGUAUCUGUCCAUUGGACCACUUUAAGCCGUACACUUCACAGAGCUGGGCUUUACGGAAGAGUGGCCAGAAAAAAGCCAUUGCUUAAAGAAAAAAAUAAGCAAACACGUUUGGUGUUUGCCAAAAGGCAUGUGGGAGACUCCCCAAACAUAUGGAAGAAGGUACUCUGGUCAGAUGAGACUAAAAUUGAGCUUUUUGGCCAUCAAGGAAAACGCUAUGUCGGGUCGCAAACCCAACACCUCUCAUCAUCCCGAGAACACCAUCCUCACAGCAUGAUGCUGCCACCACCAUGCUUCACUGUGGGGAUGUUUUUCAUCGGCAGGGACUGGGAAACUGGUCAGAAUUUAAGGAAUGAUGGAUGGCACUAAAUACAGGGAAAUUCUUGAGGGAAACCUGUUUCAGUCUUCCAGAGAUUUGAGACUGGGACAGAGGUUAGGUUCACCUUCCAGCUGGACAAUGACCCUAAGUAUACUGCUAAAGCAACACUCAAGUGAUUUAAGGGGAAACAUUUAAAUGUCUUGGAAUGGCCUAGUCAAAGCCCAGACCAAAAUCCAAUUGAGAUUCUGUGGUAUGACUUAAAGAUUGCUGUACACCAGUGGAACCCAUCCAACUUGAAGGAGCUGGAGCAGUUUUGCCUUGAAGAAUUGGCAAAAAUCCCAGUGGCUAGAUGUGCCAAGCUUAUAGAGACAUACCCCAAGAGACUUGCAACUGUAAUUGCUGCAAAAGGUGGCUCUACAAUGUAUUGACUUUGGGGGGGUGAAUACUUAUGCAUGCUCAAGUUUUCUAUUUUUUUGUCUUAUUUCUUGUUUGUUUCACACAUUUUUUUAUUUAGCAUCUUCAAAGUGGUAGGCAUGUUGUGUAAAUCAAAUGAUACAAACCCCCCAAAAAUCAAUUUUAAUUCCAGGUUGUAAGGCAACAAAAUAGGAAAAAUGCCAAGGGGGUGAAUACUUUCGCAAGCCACUGUAAGCAUCCAGCAUCGUGGUAAAAAAGAAUCGUAGUACAUACACUGCUGUGCGUGUAAUGAUGUGCAAUGAUAUCAGACGGGAAAAAACAGUGUUUGUUGUUUGAAGUAACGUCUUUGUUGUUGUAAUAUUGCAAACUGUUGUGGAAGUUUCACCCACCCAUAGAUAUAGGUUUCACCGCUAUGGAUUCUAGCUUUAAGACAUUUUAUUUUGUGUUAUGUACUGUUUGUCCUUAGAAACAAUUUGAUUUGAGGUAAAUUAUGUAUAUUAAUAAUGUGUUAACAAUCAUUAUGUCAUAAUUACCAAUAGUUAUCCAUGGUAAGACACCUGUACAUUUCAUGCCUAUACUAUGUAGCACUGUGGCAGGUGCAAUGGACCGUAGACUUCCAUUCAAUACUUUCAUUCAAUACUUAAAGUAGUUUGCUGAGGAGUGUUGUUUUGUGUUGUGUUCCUUUGCAGGAAAGCAGGUCUGUUCGAACCCUAAUCACCAUUAUUGGAACCUGAUUUCAAGGUAGUGUGUGUUUGCUGAGGAGUGUUGUGUUCUUUUGCAGGAAAGCUGGUCUGAUUCUCUCCCAGCUGGAUGACCUGAGUGGCUGGUGCAGGGGUCUUCUCCAGGAGCCCAAGAUUGGCCUGCGCAGGAUGUCCCUCAAGUACCUGUCCUGCCGCUACACAGACACCAAGGCCUUUGGUCUCAACUGGGUAGACCUGGGUCAGGAUGUGCGAAAGGCCUGCGACGAACAGAACCUGCCUGUCAUGUACAAUGAUUAUGGGGAGCCCAAAGAGCGUUGA
This is a messenger RNA of Coregonus sp. 'balchen', 16815 nucleotides long. The record is from the annotation of a GenBank genome assembly. Lineage: Eukaryota; Metazoa; Chordata; Actinopteri; Salmoniformes; Salmonidae.